Dentiscutata heterogama is the source of this 199-nucleotide messenger RNA. The record is from the annotation of a GenBank genome assembly. NCBI's taxonomy places the organism in Eukaryota, Fungi, Glomeromycota, Glomeromycetes, Diversisporales, Gigasporaceae.
AUGAUUGGAUCACUCCCUACUAUAUUACAAUCAGAUAAUGGCAAGGAAUUCAUAGCACAAGUCAUCAAAGAAUUAAUCACGCUAUGGCCAUCAGUGAAGAUAAUAAAUGGGUGCCCAAGACACCCCCAGUCGCAAGGCUUAGUGGAACGUGCCAAUGGAAUUUUGGAACAAAAGCUUGACAAAUGGAGAGAAACUACUG